Molecule: messenger RNA, 1748 nt
Organism: Ceratotherium simum simum (southern white rhinoceros)
Lineage: Eukaryota; Metazoa; Chordata; Mammalia; Perissodactyla; Rhinocerotidae
Source: RefSeq, a predicted model, not a curated record
GGGAUGCGAGGGGGGCAGGAGCCAGCGCGUUGGCAACCCGGGCGAAGGAGACUCAGAGAGCGAGGCGCCGCGGGAGGGGGCGGGUGUGGAGGCUGAGGCACGACCCCGAGCACGGAGAGGCAGGACGGAGAACGCCCCUGGCCAAAGACCACCCCCGGGGAGACCCCCAGUAGGGACAGGGGCAGAGAGACGCCUCCAGGGGCAGAAACCCUAGGAGGCAAAUACCCCCGGGAGAUAUUUCGCCCGCCCCAGACGGAGAGCGCCGCCCAGAGUGGGACGAGGACAGAAGGUCAGAGGACAACGCCCCCCAUGUGGCCUGGGAGACCCCGAAGCGACCCCGGGGACGGCAGGCGGCAUGUGUGGGCCAGGGCGACCUCUUCUUGGUCCGCGGCGAUGGGGACACGGGCCCGGCAGGGCCUCCUCUUUCUCCUCCUCCUCCGCCCGCUGCUGCCGCCACGCGGGGCCUCCGCAGGGAGCCUGCAUAGCCCAGGCCUGUCCGAGUGCUUCCAGGUGAAUGGCGCCGACUACCGCGGCCACCAGAACCGCACGGGCCCGCGUGGGGCCGGCCGUCCCUGCCUCUUCUGGGAUCAGACGCAGCAGCACAGCUACAGCAGCGCCAGCGACCCCCAGGGCCGCUGGGGGCUGGGUGCUCACAACUUCUGUCGGAACCCCGACGGAGACGUGCAGCCGUGGUGCUACGUGGCCGAGUCGGAGGAGGGCAUCUACUGGCGCUACUGCGACAUCCCCACGUGCCACAUGCCCGGGUACCUGGGCUGCUUCGUGGACUCGGGGGCACCCCCGGCCCUCAGCGGCCCUAGUGGCACCUCCACGAAGCUCACGGUCCAGGUGUGCCUUCGCUUCUGCCGCAUGAAAGGCUACCAGCUGGCGGGCUUGGAGGCCGGCUACGCCUGUUUCUGUGGCUCUGAAAGCGACCUGGCCCGGGGACGCCCGGCCCCGGCCACCGACUGUGACCAGAUCUGCUUCGGCCACCCGGGCCAGCUGUGCGGCGGCGAUGGGCGCCUGGGCAUCUACGAAGUGUCCGUGGGCUCCUGCCAGGGGAACUGGACCGCACCUCAGGGCGUCAUCUACUCCCCGGACUUUCCGGACGAGUACGGGCCGGACCGGAACUGCAGCUGGGCGCUGGGCCCGCCGGGCGCCGCGCUGGAGCUCACCUUCCGCCUCUUCGAGCUGGCCGACCCACGCGACCGGCUGGAGCUGCGCGACGCCGCCUCGGGCAGCCUGCUCCGCGCCUUCGACGGGCUGCAGGACGCCGCCGAGGACUGGGUGGCCCCCAAGGGCUCGGCCCAGACCCCCGCAGCGCCCCCCGACGGGGCCAACGUGAGCUGCAGCCCCAGGCCUGGGGCUCCAGAAGCUGCGAUGGGGGCCCGGGUCUUCUCGACGGUGACGGCCGUCUCAGUGCUGCUGCUGCUGCUGCUGUCGGUGCUGCGCCUGCUGCGCCGACGGAGCUGUCUGCUGGCUCCAGGAAAAGGGGCCCCCGCGUUGGGUCCUUCCCGAGGCCCUGGGAGAAGCUUGGCCGUGUGGUACCGCCGGCCUCGAGGGGUGGCCCUGCCCUGCCCCCCCGGGGACCCCCAGGCUGAGGGUCUAGCCGCGAGUUACCGGCCCCUGAGCGCCUCCAGCCAGAGUUCCCUGCGCUCACUCAUCUCUGCUCUCUGACUCGGGACCCCCAGGGUCCACUGAACCCUCCGCCGGCGGGAUGGACACCUGAGACGCUAUGCCGCACUCGGCCU